Molecule: messenger RNA, 3482 nt
Organism: Tigriopus californicus
Lineage: Eukaryota; Metazoa; Arthropoda; Copepoda; Harpacticoida; Harpacticidae
Exons: 2
Coding region: 1615-3243 (542 amino acids)
Biological process (GO): phosphatidylinositol phosphate biosynthetic process; intracellular signal transduction
Cellular component (GO): phosphatidylinositol 3-kinase complex
Molecular function (GO): 1-phosphatidylinositol-3-kinase regulator activity
Source: RefSeq, a predicted model, not a curated record
CAGCUUAUGUAGAAGAACAACAUCAGUAGUAGUAGGAACAUAUGGACAUUCGCAUAUGCGGUGUAAAUAGUGUUUGUCAUCCAGGCGUACAUAAUGAUUAAUUUGGUUGGAUUUCCAAUGAAAUGUUUGAUCUGGGUCUUGAGCGACGUUGACCUCAAUGUAGGGUCCUUGUCCGUUCUGAAAAGAAUUCAAGGAAAACCUCACGGACAGAGCCACAGACGGACGGGCUAUCAUCGUCGAUAGCCAAGUAUGCAAUCAUUCCUAUCUCCCCGGGAGGAGAGUGCUUGGAUGGACCCUAUAACUUCCACAGAACUUGUUAAACCUCCCAUAAACUGAGGCGAGGAAAGAAACAUUCGUUCUAGAUAACGGCAUCCACUUCUGUUUGCUCUUCCAAUAUUGAUCCCAGCGUCAAGCCCUCGUCAGUAGCUCUAUGAGCGAGUAAUAAUCCUUCGUCAGGCAACAAUGCCAAGGCUCUGGCCCAUGGUCCGUAUGACCUCGCUGUCUUUGGCACAAUCAUCGGGGCCUUGAAAUUUCAACUCUGCAGUAUGGGAUGGGGGUUUGAUUGUUGAGGCCGUACUGGCACCAGUGCACCAAUUUUCUAUCCCACUGGUUCUGUAUGCGUCAGUAGGUGGCAAUGCGCUCAUUCCACACCUGAUUGCGAGGCGGUCGUCCCCCCCGACGCCGAUCGAGGAGGAUCACGAUCCCACUUCCCCGAAUUCCGUCAAUUCGUAGGAUUUCUUGUUUAUUCAAGCGAUCUGCCGUGCCUGGUCGGGUUCGUUCCAGUUGUUCUCGCCUGGCGUCGUUUUUCGGCCAAAUCUUGCCCGCGUCCAUGGCCUACCCGCUCUCUUUCUCUGUCUCUGUCGUCUUUGUCGUCUGUCUCUCUAUCUUUGGCCCUCUGAUUCUCGGGUAUUAGACUAGUGGAGUAGUUGGUCCUUGUGAGCUGACUCGUCCAAGGAGAGAGGCGGUAUGAUCAUUAAAGAUGGCAUGGUCGAGCCCUGUCCGACGUCGUCGAAUCCAGAGGCUCCCCUGGCGCUAGCUCGGGUCCGGCCACGUAGCAGGCCCUUAGAUGGCGUAGAGCGCAUGCAAGUUCUGUGGAAAAUUGCGCACAGAUUCCUGUGAAUUCGAGGGAACUGCGCCUUCCGGACGCGGCCCCGUGACAGCUGUACGUUGCGGUUGGAUCCCUGGGUUGUCUGUGCUCAUCAGUCAGGCCUUGUGUGCUCUUGUGCUCUCUUUGGAAAUACUCAAAAUUCCGAAAAAGUGGCCUUGUCUUAUCGAGGGGGGCGAGGGCAAGAGAAGGUGGCGGUGGUAAUGGUGGUGGUAAUGCAGAAUAACUAGCUAGUACUGCUAGUCCGUUGAAGGGAGUUUGAAUCGGAAGAAAAGUCGUCGAGCGUGUGCUUGGUGAGUGUGUGUGCCAUGAGGCAACAGGCUUACUGGCCUACGAGUUCUCGGUAGUAGUGUGGAAGAUAUACAUUGUAGUCUUGGGAUACACAUCUAACUGACAUAUCAGCAUCCCCAUCUUCUACAUUAUCAUCAUCAGCAUCAGCAUCACCAAGCUCCAAGUUGCAAACACUUGGUGAUUGGACAAGAGAGGCUAUUAUUCUCAAGUGUGCCAACAUGCUUCAUUGUCCAAGAUGUUCGGGUCCUUUGGAAGUGCGGCCGAACUUGGAAAAACCCAUCAAACAAUCGCCAUCAGAGACAGUGAUAUCCGUUGAUCCCUUAGGUCGAGUGUCUCCAUCUGUUAUGUCUGAGCCUUGCACCGGAGAUCCGGUGGAGAGGCCCAAGACCUUGCCCAAACCCACUAUCGCUCCCUACACUUCCCCUUCACUAGGACCCAUCGUGACAUGUCCAGCUGGAAAAGCGUGUCCCCACUCAUCCACAUCCGGCAAUAUCACCCUGGCACCAUCACCAUCUUCCGUCUAUAUGAGUGGUGGAGGUGUGACACAGAUGUCGAAUUGUCUUCAAUCCUCUCAGCAGCAAUCAGUGAUACAAGAUGUGAAUUCCAGAAACUUUAUGCAAAUGAACACAAUGGGAUCCCACAUCAAUCUCCUCGGAGGUCCCGAUGUGCCCGGGCUGAACGUGAGCAACAUCAUGAGUAUGGGCAUGGGCCAGAGUGAUGAAUCUCGAAACUCCCCGUCGCCAAACCAAUUCGUACCUGCCGGCUUUUGCCUCUCUCAGUCUUCUGAUGGAAAUGGCUCGCCACCUCAAGAAUCCCGCAAUGUUUCAUGUCCCUCAGUGAAGUGUAGUGUUCCUUCAUUCCAUUGUCAGCACCCUGGCCAAGGUUUCACAUGUUCCUCAGCCAGUCCUAAUUCAUGCCAGGUACAACAGCAAUUUUACCCGGCCCAACAACUCGCCUCUCCAAUGUUUCUCACUUCAACCAUAAGUCCAUUGUCAGCUGUCAACCCGGCUUACGGGAUUCCUACCUUAUGUCAACCAUCGACUCCAGCUAUUGUGGUCUGUUCCAAUGGCUCGCCAUUCUUCCUUCCUCAAUUCUCCCGACCCAUGAACCAGUUCCACUCCCAAGGGUCCAUGUGGGUCAACACGCCCAUUACCACUUCGACCGGCACUAGCGCUGGACACCAGGCAUGCAACCAUUCGACCGCUUUUGUCGCUCCAACCCCUCGGAUACCAUCCCCGGUGGAGGGCCCUCAGCUUGUCACUCCCCCAAAGGUGGCCUCUCCUGUCCCAGCAGCUACUUUGAAUGAGAUCAUCAAGGAGAACAGAAAGCGUUUGGAACAGAGCCAUUGGUAUUACCCGAAACUCAAGUGGGAUAGCAGCUCAGACCUGUUGGCCAAUGCGUCUCCAGGAACGUUCCUCGUUCGGGACUCGGCUGAUCCCCGAUUCCUCUUUUCAUUGUCAGUUCAGCGAAGCUCCGAAGGCCCCACGUCCGUGAGAAUCCAUUUCCGCGGAGGCAAGUUCCGCCUGGAUGCCGAGGAGUCCAUCCGUAAUCUGAUGCCCGAGUUCGCCUCCGUGGUCGACUUGAUCGAGUAUUAUCUCUCCAUGUCCUCGGCCCCUACGGCCGAUAUGGAGAAGAAGAAACAGGUGUGGAUUGACAACAUCGGCAAGCUCUCCUCACCCAUCUGUUUGAAACGACCUCUCUACAACAAAGUUCCCAGUUUAGCUCACUUCGCUCGGCUGUCCAUCAACCGACAGAAGACUGACGUGAAUAAGCUCAAUAGCCACGAGCAGCUUCAAUUGCCGACCAAGUUGGUAGACUAUCUCACGGAAUACCCCAACAUUGUUUAAAACGCUAUUGUGAUCUUCUGGCUGAGAGAAACCCGUGCGGCAAAACGACGACAUUCUCAAUCGACUUUUGCAAACAACUUUUAUAGGAGCACCUCUCCCACAAACCAUUCAUUCAUUCAUUUAUACACUACAACUAUAUGAUAAAUACAUUCAGAUAUAUGUCUACAUCUAUCAAAAGCGUUUGAGAAAAAGACCUACGAAAACGUACGAACCAUGAAAAUAAAACAUCACAACUUGAA